Molecule: messenger RNA, 1293 nt
Organism: Dujonia railenensis
Lineage: Eukaryota; Fungi; Ascomycota; Pichiomycetes; Serinales; Debaryomycetaceae
Source: the annotation of a GenBank genome assembly
AUGUUCCAGACUGAGACCGAACUCGAGGAUCUUCCUUACCGCAAGGAGGAGAACUUGGAGCUCUUAGAAUCGUUCGACACACCGGAGCCAGAGCACUACAAGGAGAGUCAGACGGAGGAGUACGCUGACAACGAGGCGGAAGGCGAGGAUAACAGGUUGUUAUUCUCCACAGAAGACGAAACCAGGGGCAGCGGAGCCUCAGAGAUAGACAGGAACAUACACUCAGCUAUUGAGGGAACCAGUUCUGUCCACUAUGACAACCAGGGUGCUUCAUCGUCUUCGUUGUCCGCAACAGCCGGCCAGUCGUCAUCUAUGCCUUCACUGUCUUCGUUUUCGGAGAACACGGACUUGGAAAGCCAAAUAAACCCCAACAGAAGGCUCUCGCCACGGGAGAGAAUCUUAAACGUAGUGCAUGCUCUCUUCCCCGUAAGACAGACGUACGACAGAAUAAACAAUGGACUCACUACUGGUAGAAUGCAGGCAAAUUUGCCAGGGAACUUCAUUGGGCAGGGUACUGAUGGUGUGUUCCGUAAUUUGAUGGCAAAGCCAGACACAGAAUCGAACCGUCUUGAAUUAGAGACUCAUCCGCCUUCAUACGAUGAAGCGGCAGCUGAUGCUACACCUGAAUAUUGGGAAUCCACCGUUAUUUCCCCCAUGUAUGAAGAUGAAGUAUUUGUGGAGGGACUUCCUGUGGGAAAUGUUGCUAACUUUGUGUGGAAUGGGCUCGUUUCAGUUGCAUUCCAGUUUGUUGGAUUCAUACUUUGUUACUUGCUCCAUACGUCACACGCAGCCAAGCAGGGUUCCAGAGCUGGGUUGGGGAUUACUUUCAUCAUGUAUGGGCUCUCCAUGAUUCCUAGUAACAACGGACACGCCAACAGCAUACCAAAUAGAUACGAGCCUGAAGAUCCGAACGGAUUCGAUGUCAACAAGGGAACCUCCGUGUCUAAGGGAAGCAAGAUCGAUGACUACAAUGCAGGAAUUUUCCAGCAACAUGCUGAAGAGCUUAGCGAAUUGUUUGAAAGCAAAACGCCUUACUUCGCUUAUGGAGUGAUUGCCUUUGGGUUGUUUAUGAUAUUGAAAGCCUUGGUAGAUUUCUGGAAAGUUACCCAGAUUGAAAGAGUGAUUCUUGCGCCUCCAGGAGGUGCUAGUGCACUGAGUCCAUUCCUGUGGGAAACCACAAAUAAUGCGCCAACAAACGAAGAAAGCAGCGAAAGUGAAAAUGGCGGUCAUCGCUUACAUGACGACGAAGACCUGGAAGAAGAGGAAGAAGAACAAGAACAGGUACGGGCUUAG